AUCAAAGUCAACGAUGUGACAUCACGCGCAUCACGGAACCCUUGUGCCGGUAUUUAGUAAUAUAUAUAUAGAGAGCCUCUUCGCCUUGGCGACGCCGUGGAACAUUCUGUUCGAUGUGCCAUCAUUGCCAUUCCUAGACUUGGAGACUCGAAGAUCAACUUUUGCCUGUCAUGAAGAACUUUGUCAACGCUGCUGUCGCUGCCCUCGCGGCUCAUGGUGCUUCGGCCCAUUAUAUCUUCCAACAACUCUCUGUUGACGCUACCGAAUACGGGCCAUUUGAAUAUAUCCGGCAGAACAGCAACUACAACUCCCCUGUUACGGACCUGACUUCGAACGACUUAAGGUGCAAUGUCGGCGCAGAGGGUGCUGACACUAAGACAGUAGACGUGAAAGCUGGCGAGCAAUUCACUUUCACCCUAGAUACCCCCGUGUAUCACCAGGGACCGAUCUCUAUUUACAUGUCGAAGGCUCCGGGCGCUACCUCAGACUACGACGCCAGCGGCGAAUGGUUCAAGAUCAAGGAUUUCGGUAAGUACUGUUCACUCAUUCAUUUUAAAGACGAUUACAACUCACUCGUGAUCAUAGCCCCUGAUUUCUCCAGCGGUGAGGCAGUAUGGGACAUGUCUGGCUCUUAUACAUAUACCAUCCCCAGCUGCAUCGAGGACGGCGAGUACCUCCUGAGGAUCCAGUCUCUGGCCAUCCACAACCCCUGGCCGUCGGGAAUCCCUCAGUUCUACAUUUCCUGCGCGCAGGUCAAGGUCUCGGGUGGAAGCGGUAGCUACAACCCCGAGACUGCCUUGAUCCCCGGCGCGUUCAAGGACACAGACCCGGGAUACACUGUUAACAUCUACUCCGACUUCCACAGCUAUACCGUUCCCGGUCCUGCUCCUUUGACCUGCUAGGCUAUAUUUGAACUCUUCAGUCGCUAUGAUGGAUUUCAGGAUCAUGGGAUGAGUGUGUUCUGGAUUAUACUUUCGUAUGAACAUACGGAAAGGUCUAUAUUAGGACGUCCUCCCAUUGCAAUCUACAUCUAAAUAAGAUAGAUAAUACUAGGACUACAACCCAGCUUUCCAUUGUCUCUGAUUAUAAUCUUGAAUGCUUCCGUAAAGUUUAUUCCACUUAUAGUUAAGGCUUCACAUUCAUGGUCCCUCGUGGUGAGAGCAACAAGGCUUCGAUUAUACAAUUAAGUUGAUAGAAACUUUCAUUUGAAUGUUACUGGGAAUUAUAUCUCUAUUUCAACUAGCCGAUGGUGAGAUUAGCUCGCAGAAUUGCCUUAACCUGUAGUUACUGAGAGAACUGG
Annulohypoxylon truncatum is the source of this 1300-nucleotide messenger RNA. Its product is annotated as glycoside hydrolase family 61 protein. The record is from RefSeq and is a predicted model, not a curated record. Lineage: Eukaryota; Fungi; Ascomycota; Sordariomycetes; Xylariales; Hypoxylaceae. The transcript is spliced from 6 exons. The coding region runs from base 171 to 902 and encodes 243 amino acids.